Molecule: messenger RNA, 4461 nt
Organism: Eriocheir sinensis (Chinese mitten crab)
Lineage: Eukaryota; Metazoa; Arthropoda; Malacostraca; Decapoda; Varunidae
Gene: Upf2
Product: regulator of nonsense transcripts 2-like
Exons: 25
Coding region: 479-4315 (1278 amino acids)
Biological process (GO): nuclear-transcribed mRNA catabolic process, nonsense-mediated decay
Cellular component (GO): exon-exon junction complex; cytoplasm
Molecular function (GO): protein binding; RNA binding
Source: RefSeq, a predicted model, not a curated record
AACGGCUCACUAUUCAUUGCUGGCUUGUAGAAUUCUAGAGUUAUCAGCAGUUUUAUCAUUGAAGUACUGCCUUAAUAUUGUUUCUCAUCCCAAAAUCCAUAUAUUUGAGGCAGAUUGGUGACAAGCUCGUGUUGCUUCAGUGAUAUACGUAGAAGGUAAACAAGAGGAAGUGAUUCUGUGUUGGAGGCUGGAAACGAGGCGAACAUUACAGAAGAAGAGAGAACACUUAUUAAAGGAUACAGCGGGAGGAAGAUCGAGGUGUAAAGCCCUCUAAGAAGCGAUAUAAAGCCUCAGAGGAGCACAGCAGAGGAGUGGGAGGGUGCACUAAUCAGCCGCUGUCAGUGCCACGGGAGGACAGGCAAUACACGGUUCCUUCGCCAGUCUCGCCGGGUUGAGGACGAAACUUUAUUCUGAUGCAAUGCCUCGACUGUCGGGGCUCCUCUUGUGCAUGUCUGCCUAGUUAUCACAGCUGAGUGACAUGGAAGGAGUAAAAGGUGAGCGGAGGGGUGGCAAGAGCUGGAAGAAGGAGAGAGAGGAGAGGGAGAGGAAGAAGAUCACAAACAGAGGUCCAGGAUCAGCUACCAAAGACGCUGAUGAAAAAAAGGAUGAGCGAAGAAAGGAAGAAGAGGCACUUCUGCAAGAGGAGGCAAAGAGAAAGCUAGAGGAGGAAAAAAAGCAACAAGAAGAAGCUCUGGCCAAGGAAAAAGAAGAAGAAGCAAGGAAACAAAAUGAAGAAGAAGCAAGGAGGCAAGAAGAAGAGAUGAAAAAGAGAGAAGAGGAUCAUGCCUCUCUGUUAGCAUACAUCCAAGAAACAGAGGAGCGGCUUAACAAGAAGGCUGCGUUGCGGACACAGAAUCUAGCAGUGGCUAAGGAUCGGCCAGAGCUCAACACAGCCAUGCUAGACUCAAGCUUGAAGAAAAACACAGCUUUCAUAAAAAAACUUAAAAACCUGACUGAGAGCCAGCAUGACUCCCUAGUGAGGGACCUCCAGAGCCUUAAUUUGACAAAGUAUGUGAGUGAGGUAGCCCAAGCUGUCGUGGAGGCCAAGCUCAAGAUGUCUGACAUUAACACUGCCGUCCACAUUUGCUCCCUACUUCACCAGCGCUACCAUGACUUUGCUCCGACACUCUUGGAGAACUGGCAAAAAGUUCUAGCCCUCAAGAAAGAUGAAAAGAGCAGCAACAUGAGCAAGCUGCGAGUGGACCUGAGACUGUAUGCCGAGUUGAUCGCUGCUGGGAUCUUUGCUCCUAAGGAAGGUCUCCCCCUCCUAGGCAAUGUGCUGACCACCCUGGUGGGCCAAGACAAGGAGGAGCACCAGAACAUCUCGGUGUUGCUCACAUUUUGCCGCCACUGUGGAGAAGACUACAUGGGUCUGGUGCCCCGCCGCAUCAGAAACCUUGCUGAAACCUUUAAGAUGGCUGUUCCUAAAAGUGAGUUUCUUCCCCGUGAAAGGCAAAAAAAUGUCCGCCAGUUGCUGAAAGACUACUUCACCUCUUUGACGAAACAUUUGUUUCAAGAUUACAAGGAUCUGCAGCAUGUGGAACAGCACAACCGUCGUCUUCUCCAGACUCGGGGGGAGUUAAGUCAGGAAAGGGUUCAGCUUGCGGAGAACUUGGCAAUAGGACUGUCUAAGCUCCUGGUAAAUGCCCAGCAAAUGGCAGAGCUCCUGGAUGAACCCCUUCCUGAGCUGCCUCAGGACAAGGCUUCAGGGGAUGAUCUUGGCCUUGGAGAGAUGGGCCUAGGGGAAGGUGGCGAGAUGCCUGAUGGAGGGGCUGCUACUCUGUGGGAGGAUGAUGACAUGAGAGCAUUUUACGAGAACUUCCCAGAGUUGAAGGCCCUCAUCCCAUCCAUUCUGUACAGUGACUCAGAGAAGCCGACAGCUACACCAGUGGAAGAAACUCCUCCAGAGGUUGUGCCAGAGACAUUGGAAGAGGAGGAACUGGAGGCUAUGGAGACCACAGAGGAGUGUAAAGAAGGAGAAGAAGAGGAAGAGGAAGAGAUUUUACCCCCUGACCUGCCAGCAGAGGAGGAGCAAGAGGAAGGAGGAGGCAGUGGGGGGACAGGGGGACAAGCCUCCAAUAAAGUGCUUCUGGAUGCCUUUAUCAGCGCACUUCCUAACUGCAUCAAUCGAGACUUAAUAGACAGCGCAGCCAUGGAGUUCUGUCUCAGACUCAACACCAAACCUAGCAGGAAAAAACUGGUCAGAGCCCUAUUUCUGGUUCCACGGACGAGGCUGGACUUGCUGCCCUUCUACUCACGAUUAGUAGCCACUUUGCAACCUUUGAUGCCAGAUUUGGCCACAGAUUUAGUCAACAUGCUCAAGCAAGACUUUAAAUAUCAAGUUCGCAAGAAGGAUCAAAUCAACAUAGAAUCGAAAAUUAAGGUUGUUCGGUUCAUUGGCGAGCUGGUAAAGUUCCGCAUCUUUCCCCGAAGUGAAGCUCUUACAUGCUUGCGUGUGUUGUUGCAAGACUUUAACCACCACCACAUUGAGAUGGCUUGCAACCUUCUCGAAACCUGUGGUCGCUUCCUAUACAGAACCCCAGAUUCCCACCAUCGCACAAAAAUAUACUUGGAACAGAUGAUGAGAAAGAAGACUGUGAAGGCCUUCGAUCCCAGAUACAACACCAUGAUAGAAAAUGCUUAUUUCUAUGUCAACCCCCCUGACACUGGCCCAGACACAGCCAAGAAGGAGCGACCACCAAUGCACCAAUACAUCCGCAAACUCCUCUACAUUGAUCUCUCAAAAUCCAACACAGAGAAGAUUCUGCGACAGAUGCGGAAAAUGCACUGGGAAGAUCAAAGUACAUCCAGGUACAUUAUCAAAUGCCUGUCAGCCGUUUGGAAUGCCAAGUUUUACAACAUCCGGUGCAUUGCAAACCUGGUGGCUGGACUAAUCUCUCACCACGAUUGGGUAGGCCCAGCUGUUGUGGAUGGAGUACUGGAGGACAUCCGUAUCGGCCUGGAGGUCAAUCACCCCAAGUUUAACCAGCGGCGGGUGGCCUCAGCCAAGUAUCUUGGGGAGUUGUACAACUAUCGGGUGAUUGAAAGUACCAUAAUCUUUAAGGUGCUGUACGCUUUCAUCUCCUUUGGUGUGGUAUUUGAUCCAGUGGUGGUCACAGAGUAUGAUCCGCCAGAACAUCUCUUCCGCAUUCGGCUGGUCUGCACCCUGCUCGAGACGUGUGGUCAGUUUUUCAGUUCUGGCUCCAGCAAGCGACGGCUUGACUGCUUCUUGACAUACUUUCAGCACUACUACCAGUACAAGAAGAGCCUUUGGAACUCUGAAGAAAAUCAGGAUUUCCCAUGGCAGAUUGAGCACGUAGUUCGUGACACUAUAGCUGCUGUUCGGCCGAAGCUGCAGCUAACCACCACCUUGGAAGAUGCACAGAAAGCUGUUCAAAAUCUCAACAGUCAGAUUGUGUCAAAGGCCAUUGAGCAAGUUCCAAGCUUACGACAGUAUUUAGAACCUGAAGACAGUGGUGAUACUCUGCAACCAAUUGCUGAAGAAAGCAGUGAAGGUCAGGUACCAGGGCUUGAGGGUGACUUGAUGGAGGAUAUGAUGGAGGAUGAAGAAGAGUUCGAGGAGGUGGAAGGUGAAUUAGACUGGAGUGAGUCACAUGGGGAAUCCCUCACACCUUCUCAGCAUAGUCAGCCAGGCCGGGGCACCAUGGAAGAGGAUGGAGAAGCUGGGCUUACUGGUGAAGCAGAGGAAGACCUUGGAGACGAAGAAGAUGGAGGAAGGGAGGAAGGAAGAGCACAAAUGUUAGAAGAAGAACAGUUAUUGCAAGGUGAUAUGAAGGUCAACAUAAAUCAUGUUCAGUGUGAAGAAGACAAUGACUUCAUGUCAGCGUUUGAUCGUAUGAUGGCUGACAGCAUCUUGGAGCGUGCAUCAACUGUGCCCCGCCCUGGCCAGCUAGACAUCUCCGUACCUGUUCACAUUAGGUCCACAGCCAAGAAAACUUAUGACCAACUGUUAAGUGAAGGAGCAGAAGAGGAUAGCAAGCCAGUGGUCAACUUUGUCUUUUUGACACGAGCAGGCAACAAGCAGCAGUACAACAGUGUUGAGAUGCCUGUCGACUCAGAGCUUGUCACCAAACUUCGAACACGGGAGGAGGCGGAGAGGGCAGAGAAAGAAAAAGUAAAGCGCAUGACCCUGGAAAUUAAUGAGCGACAAGAGGAAGAAGAAGCUGCGGAGAUAAUGCAACAGGCACAGCGCCCAGCCACCAUGAACUUCAAUCGAGACAGACGGCCAAAGUACCAACACCCCAAGGGAGCUCCAGAUGCAGACCUAAUCUUUGGGCCAAAGAAAAUAAGAUGAGAUGUGGCUCUUGACCACUUCCAACUGGUGUAACUGAAAAUACUUUUUGCCAAAUCAGCAUCAUUUUUGCUUUUUUUUAUGUUAUGGUGCAAGAAGGUGGCAAACCAAUUCUGUGAUGACAUUACUGAAUACAUAUGUGAAAGUUA